Nematostella vectensis (starlet sea anemone) is the source of this 1119-nucleotide messenger RNA. RefSeq lists its product as uncharacterized. The transcript has 5 exons. The coding region runs from base 93 to 902 and encodes 269 amino acids. Lineage: Eukaryota; Metazoa; Cnidaria; Anthozoa; Actiniaria; Edwardsiidae. The record is from RefSeq and is a predicted model, not a curated record.
GUGGUAUCAAUAGCUUUCCCGGCGCAUGGGGAGGUGUUGACUACUCGACACCUCCCUGAAGCAAUGAUUUCACGAAGCAAUUAAUCAUAUCGAUGUUUUAUUCUUAUCCGGGUUUUACCCACCCGUCUUCUCUGGAGGCGCCGGGGACGGAAUCAGUUAACUCGUCUAUUGAAGAAGAACUUGGUGGGGCACAGUUGGUCGUCAAUGUCUACCUCUUGUUCGUUCUAAUUGUUCUGACGAUCGUCUUUUUUAACUUAUCGUUUGAGGAUCAUCAACAAAGGGCGGUAGCUCGACGCCACGCCAGGCAGAAGACAUUGCGUGAUAACUAUAGGCGCAACCUUGCCAUCUGGAAUGCGAGUCAAACGGGUCUACAGACCCUUAGUACUACGCGCGCGGGAUUCUUUUCUUCUUGGCCACGUGAUGCCAAGCGAUCACCUAGCGACUCUGCACUACAGGUCCACGCACUAACACGUGCAUCUCGCAACCAGCUCGUCAUCCAUCGUAGCAGCAGUGUGCAGAACUUCGCUGAUCUCGAGUACUUAGGCAGGACUAGAGGCCUGGACUUCCGCUCGCGCGCGGAGGCGAUUUCGUUUCUGAGAUCUCCGCACGUCCGUACGUUCCGUGUUGGUCCCGGGCAGAGGUGGAGGGAGGUUUGCCCGCUCUGCCAUCAAAGUAUCCACGAACUGCAAGAUAGGGUGGACGUGGCGCAACGACCGGCGAUCACAUAUCAAGAGAAAACGGACAAGAAGAAGAUCUGGAGGCGAAGAAUCCUUCUAGCUGGCUCUGGUAUUGUGGUGGCUUAUGGAAUUUACAGGAUAUUAAGGUACAAAGGAUUAUGGGAAGUAAGGCGUGUCGCGACGGCACAAUGGCUCCAGGCGAACAUCCCGAAAAUUAACAAAUAAUAAUAUGGCAUCCACUAAAAUCUACGUACAGAACCAAUCGACACAAUAAAUAUUUUUUAAUCAAAUAAAGCGCUUUCAUUUGACUAUCCUACAUUUUUUUGUUAUUAUAAGAAGUGAAAUAUGUUUUGCAUUAUAUUUAAUAUUUCAAUGGAAGUUAAUAUUUCCCAAUCAUGUCAAAUAACAAGAGUAUAAAAAUAAAUGUUUAAUGUACAGUUAA